AUGGGACCCCCAAUGCAUUUUUCUCCUACGCCCCCAGGGGAAGAGAAAAACUCCCUCUGUACCACUAUUUUCAAAAUUUGUUCUCCGCCAGUGGCUCCUGAUCGGCUUAGAUAUUGGCUGUGCCCUCGCAUACUACUUUCCGGAGACUACUUUCCGGAGGUGGGCAAGCAUGGUGGCAUCACUAGAUCAGAAUACACUAUCCUGGACAAACUGCUCCAGCACCUGCUGAAUUUCCGCCUGCAUCUCAAGACUCAGGGUAUCUCGUUUCUGGUAAUCCCGGCCAUAAUGACCGGACUGGUGCGUUUGGUAGACACCACGGACCAUGCGGAAAAGAUUGAUAGGCACGUGUUGGCCGGGUAUAUCAUAUUGGCAUGCCUGCCGACCACUAUUGUGUCAAAUGUGGUGAUGACUCGGGCUGCGGGUGGAGAUGAAGCGGCGGCGUUGGUCGACGUGGGCAGGGAGCAAGGUUGUGAGCGGGGGGAUUUGAGUGUGAGUACUGGUGCGGGUGGAACGAGUGAAGAUAUGCAAGAAACCUUACAUGAUUGUGCUGAUGUUAUUGAGAAUGUUGUUGAGCGCGGAGAAAAGGUGGUUGGUACGUUUACUGAAAUUGGGUAA
This is a messenger RNA of Histoplasma mississippiense, 615 nucleotides long. RefSeq lists its product with no specific name. Gene Ontology annotation, cellular component: plasma membrane. The transcript has 2 exons. NCBI's taxonomy places the organism in Eukaryota, Fungi, Ascomycota, Eurotiomycetes, Onygenales, Ajellomycetaceae. The coding region runs from base 1 to 615 and encodes 204 amino acids. The record is from RefSeq and is a predicted model, not a curated record.